AUGAAUGUCUUUACAGAUGCCCAAGAGAAGCAUGCAACCUGCUUUUUAAACCAAAGGUACAAAGCCUACCACAAAUAUGAAUACCUGUAUGAAGGUGAGUCCUUGAAUGCCAUCAAUGGUGCUUCACAUGUCAGGAAUGGACCUAAGGUCACUUGUAAGGUUGAAAUUGAAGUACCACAGACUUGUAGUUUCAUUGUCCGCACCACUGGCUGUAGACUGAGGGAGGUGGCCAACAUGGACGCAGAGGGCAACCCUGUGUUCGGUCCUGCACCCAGCUCUGAUGCCUUUGCUGUUGAAAUGGAGAAAUAUCCUCUGAAGGUUGUGGUUGAGGGUGUGUACGAUGUGAAACUGUACCCUGAGGAUGGUGAGACAUCAACCAUCCUGAACAUCAAGAGAGGUAUCAUCUCUGUCCUGGCCGUGCCUCUGCUGGAAGAAGACAAGAAUAGGAACAUGCCCACAAUCCACGGCAUCUGCAAGACGCAUUACUCCAUUAACACUAGAGAGGACAUUGCAACUGACGUCAGCCUCACCAGGGAUCUCUCCAAAUGUGACAAGUUUAUCCCCAUGAGAGAUCACACCAGCCCCCUGGCACUUAUCACUGGCAUGCACUACCCUCUUGCCCAGCUGGUCAGAAGCUCACAGAGCUGCAACUACAAGUUCGACAAUGAGAAGAAACACAUGACCUCUGGGUCCUGCACUGAGAACCAUAUACUUAUUCCCUUCUCACACAAUGGGGAAUAUGGAGUUACCAAUGUUGGAAAGCAAGAAGUGACUCUGGUUCAGGUUUCUCCUCACAAUGAAAGAGUCUUUGAAUGCAGUAAGCCUUUUGUUUUCAUUUUUAAUUAAUUGUUUCAAAAUUGU
Molecule: messenger RNA, 861 nt
Organism: Micropterus salmoides (largemouth bass)
Lineage: Eukaryota; Metazoa; Chordata; Actinopteri; Centrarchiformes; Centrarchidae
Product: apolipoprotein B-100-like
Exons: 7
Coding region: 1-846 (281 amino acids)
Biological process (GO): cholesterol transport; cholesterol homeostasis; triglyceride mobilization
Cellular component (GO): low-density lipoprotein particle; very-low-density lipoprotein particle; mature chylomicron
Molecular function (GO): cholesterol transfer activity; low-density lipoprotein particle receptor binding
Source: RefSeq, a predicted model, not a curated record